AUGGCUACUCGCAAGUUCGCAGACCAAACCAAGUACCAUCUCAGUCCGAAGGGAUUCUGGAAGAAAUUUAGGGAUGCUGUCGUGGUGAACCCUGAGAUCUCCAGUGGUCUCCCGCUACCUGGUGUCUUUCGAUACCCUCCUCCCGCCUCGAGACCAGAACGAUACUCCACGCCUGCUACCAAGGCUUCUGAUCCUGCUCAGAACCCGUACUGGAAGCGUGAUGUGCGACGCGCAUAUCCGCAGCUUUCUGUAGUGACGCAGACGGAGCUCUCAUCUCUGCUCAUUCAACAUUCUCAGGCGCAAUCCGUCGCUGCUCCAGCAGAAGGUCAGGAAGCAGACAAGUCUGGUGUGCCCGCUGCGGCCGAGGAGCCCAUGGACCUCACGCAAGCCAUUGCGACUAUCGCCUCAGCUAAGAAGGCGUUCUCCGAGUCCAAACUUCCUCCCAGUCUCCCUACGCCCAACAAGCGUUGGACGCCCGAGCGCACUCCAGAUGCACCGCAUGAUCCUACUGCAUACUUCCCCAUGUUGCUUUACAAGUAG
Molecule: messenger RNA, 540 nt
Organism: Postia placenta MAD-698-R-SB12
Lineage: Eukaryota; Fungi; Basidiomycota; Agaricomycetes; Polyporales; Adustoporiaceae
Exons: 4
Coding region: 1-540 (179 amino acids)
Source: RefSeq, a predicted model, not a curated record